This is a messenger RNA of Mitosporidium daphniae, 483 nucleotides long. RefSeq lists its product as uncharacterized. The transcript is spliced from 2 exons. The record is from RefSeq and is a predicted model, not a curated record. Bases 1 to 483 code for a protein of 160 amino acids. NCBI's taxonomy places the organism in Eukaryota, Fungi, Microsporidia.
AUGUCGAGUUCUCCCGCUGGAGUCAGGGCAAGAGAUAUUGAUCCGUUCAGUCCCGAUUCAUCGAUGCUCUUUUUGAAUCCAUCUUCAAUGCUAUCCCAGAUAGCAGAAAUUUCUUCCGAAAUUCGAUCUGAGCUCGCAGAGGCUGGUAGCUUGUUUAACGACUUUUUUAUUCAAAAAAGGCAAUCACUGUCGUCAGAACUGUCGUCAUAUUCGCAGAUUUUGUCCGAAAACUCUGGCAGCAUUGAGCAGUUCAAAGAGCAGUUCCGUAUCUGUUCAGCACAAAAGAAAAAGAUCCACAAGGGUAUUCUAUCUUGUCAUUUAAGAUUAGAGCUUGAAAACGAACAGUCUGAAGUUUCAAUUGCCAUUCAAAGUAUCGAUGAGCUCACGGAGCAGAAAAACAAAAUAUCUCAGCACCUUUCAGAAAUACACAAAAAGAUCGACGAAGUUUCGAUAAAGUUAAAAAAAGAGAGAGAAUGUAGCUAG